Messenger RNA from Racocetra persica, 358 nucleotides. The record is from the annotation of a GenBank genome assembly. NCBI's taxonomy places the organism in Eukaryota, Fungi, Glomeromycota, Glomeromycetes, Diversisporales, Gigasporaceae.
UUUGGACAUCCAACACAUCAUCUUGUUCGAGUAGCAGUAAAUGGAGAAUUGCCACAAGAUGAUAUAACCAGAUUUGCGCAGAUAAGAUCUUUCAAAUUUGUUUCUAAUAUUUAUCUAGCAAUUCCUGUUUGGUAUGGAAAACACUUUGCUUGUCGAAGUGGAGAAGGAUGUGGGAAGCAAACGAAUGUAUGGUUGCCUAACAAUCGGGAUAUUAGUUGUGCUAUCAUAGGAAAGUUCAUGCAGGGAAAUAAGAUUGAAGAAAAAUGCCUUACUCAUCGAGUUGUAAUAGACGAAGAAGAACUUGAUUUCUUAAUUCAGGAUUGUAUUAAAGAGGGAACAUAUGCUGGUAGUGAUAAAU